UCGCAUCUUUUUACAUGCGAGACUGACUAGCGGUGGUGGCCUGCGUUCAAGUCGAUUGUUGACCUACCUCCCUCGGCGAGUGGAAGCCCCACCAAUCAUUCGUACAAUCUCUCUCACGUACUCACCCAACUCGCUCGCUCAGUCAUCGAUUCACCAACGUGUCUGCUGGAUUGCUGUCCCUACUCGUCUCCACAAGCAGCUCCUGUUCCGAACAAAGAAGCCCUCUCUCUGACUCACCUCAAUUGACUCAAAAGUAGACGCGCCACCUCCCGUCACCACCCCUCAGUCAUUGUCCGCACAGCAAGAUGGAUCUUGUCCCCAGUUUGAAUGACAAGUUGCUGUUCGCCGUACCCAAGAAGGGCAGACUACACCAGGCUUGCUUGGAUUUACUUCACGGCUCCGACAUUCAAUUCCACCGCCACUCCCGACUCGAUAUCGCACUUGUCAAGAACCUUCCCCUCGCACUCAUCUUUCUCCCUGCAGCUGACAUCCCCACCUUUGUUGGGGAGGGAAGGGUGGGCUUGGGCAUAACCGGGCGCGACCAAGUGGCCGAACAUGAGUGCAUGGUCCCUCCCACAGCUACAACGGGUGUGGACGAAGUUCUAGAUCUUGAGUUUGGCAAAUGCAAACUUCAAGUCCAAACACCUCGGGAUGGUAACUUGGCAAAGCCCGAAGAUCUCAUCGGCAAAAACGUUGUCACGAGCUUCACCGAGCUCACCCAGAAGUACUUUCGAGCAUUGGAGGCGCAACAAUCUGGUAGCACCGAGCAAACUGAGCUCAAGACCAACAUCAAGUUCGUGGGUGGCAGCGUGGAAGCAGCUUGUGCCCUUGGUGUAGCUGAUGGCAUCGUCGACCUCGUUGAAUCCGGCGAAACCAUGCGCGCGGCAGGCCUUGCUGCUAUUUCGACCGUGGUCGAAUCAAGCGCCAUCCUCAUCAAAAGCAAGAAACCGUCUGACCCUGCUCUGGUCGACUUGAUUACUGCUCGAAUCAGGGGUGUUAUCACUGCCAAGAAGUAUGUGCUCUGCGCAUAUAAUAUCGAACGCAGCAAGCUCGACGAAGCCCGAAAGAUCACUCCAGGACGACGUUCACCCACAAUCAUUUCCCUUGGAGAAGACUGGGUGGCAGUUUCUGUGAUGGUGCUGGCUAAGCAGAUAUCGCUUGUGAUGGACAGGCUUACUGAAGCCGGUGCUUGCGAUAUAUUAGUCAACAAGAUCGAGAACUGUCGCGUUGAUGCAUAG
Molecule: messenger RNA, 1238 nt
Organism: Periconia digitata
Lineage: Eukaryota; Fungi; Ascomycota; Dothideomycetes; Pleosporales; Periconiaceae
Source: the annotation of a GenBank genome assembly